AUGGAGAGAGAGAGGGAGGGAGGAGGGGGGGGAAGCGAAGGUGGGUGGAGGAAAAAAUUGUCCCGCACUAACUUCGUUUCCGGUGUAGCGGCGAUGGGCUGUCGAAGCAACCAACCGUGGCUCGUUGCCCUGGUUGCUGCUCAACCAUCACGUUGGCUCCAUCCUCACGGCCUUGCCUGCUGCCAUCAUGGAUCAUUGAAGGUUAUUUCUGGCGGUCGCCUCCCUGCCGCUCGUCCCGACUCUUUUCCGUGCGGGAAUCAGCGGAGAUGGAGCAGUGGGAGCGGACAUCUUGGAGGAUCAUGGAUAGUCUUCCCCGACCGAUAUUACCCCGUCUAA
Aspergillus niger is the source of this 336-nucleotide messenger RNA. RefSeq lists its product as hypothetical. The record is from RefSeq and is a predicted model, not a curated record. Bases 1 to 336 code for a protein of 111 amino acids. Lineage: Eukaryota; Fungi; Ascomycota; Eurotiomycetes; Eurotiales; Aspergillaceae. The transcript has 3 exons.